This is a messenger RNA of Trichoplax adhaerens, 645 nucleotides long. RefSeq lists its product as uncharacterized. The annotation marks the transcript as partial. The transcript is spliced from 8 exons. Lineage: Eukaryota; Metazoa; Placozoa; Uniplacotomia; Trichoplacea; Trichoplacidae. Gene Ontology annotation, biological process: regulation of transcription by RNA polymerase II. Gene Ontology annotation, cellular component: PRC1 complex. The record is from RefSeq and is a predicted model, not a curated record.
CGAAAGCUGUUAUUAAAAGACAUCAAUGAACAUAUUACAUGUGGUUUGUGCAAAGGAUAUCUUGUAGAUGCCUCUACGAUCACGGAAUGCCUGCAUACAUAUUGCAAAAGCUGCCUAGUAAGAUAUGUACAAGAUAGUAACCGUUGUCCUACCUGCGAUAUUGUUAUUCAUGAAACUCAGCCAUUGUAUAAUAUAAGGAUGGAUAGAACAAUGCAAGAUAUCGUUGAUAAAUUCGUUCCUUGGUUAAAAGAAGCGGAGAGGGAAAGAUUGAAUAAAUUUUAUAUUGACCAUGGAUUGCAAAACCCUUUCACAACACUAACAAAGCAAGAUAAGUAUAGAGAUGAUAGGCAGCGAGAGAAUAUAGAAAAACGUCAUGAUUACGAUUAUCAUCGAUCUGAUGAGCAAAUUGCUAUAUGUUUUCGAUGUGCAGACUCUUUUAGCCGAUCUUUAGAAAGAAAUUUUAUUUUGUGUUCAUCGCAAAUAACUAUCCGACAUUUGAAGAAAUUUUUAAUUAAAAAAUUAUGUCUUCCAUCCUUAGAUAAUAUAAUCAUAACUUGUAAUGGUGUCAGCGUAGGACAAAGUCAUAGUAUGCAGUUUGUCCGAUUAACUCAUUGGCUUAAGGUGAGAUUUAGAUGUGGAGAUUAG